AUGAAUUCUAUGCAGCGCCAGUUUGCUAAGGCGAGAGGCAAGGGAGGCACGAACACCGCGAAAGUUUCCGUAUUCCUCAAUGAUUUCGAGGAUGCCGAUCAAAUGCUCACGAAGAUAAUUGAGGCAUCAAAAGCUUGGAGAGAUGCCUGGGUAUCCAUCCUCACUAUCCAGUUAGGGACCGUGUCCCUCUUCGAAGAACUAUAUGACCCGAUCGUUGGUGCCAGCGAUGGCCAUGGCCACGAGCCAGCCCUCACACCCCAAUCCCAGAUCGACCGGACUACCAAAUUGAAAGAGGCGUACGGGGAGCUAAAGACCGAUCUCCUGGAGGAAGUCAUAAUGGUGGAUGCCCGUAUAAUCAAGCCCGCUGGAGACGCGAAGGAGUUCCUGCAACCGUUACGGAAAACCAUCAAGAAGCGGGAGAAUAAGAGAGUCGAUUGGGAGCGUCAUAUGGACAAAGUCAACAGUCUACAGGCGAAAAAGUUAAAGCGAACUGAUCGUGAAAAUGUCGCAUUAGCAAAAGCGGAGGAGGAGAUGGCACGAGCUUCCGAAGCGUUCAAAGUUGCGGACGAUAGCUUGCGAGAAAAACUCCCUCCUUUGAUAGCGGCCGCUUUUUCAAUCAUUCCUCAUCUGCUAGCUGUCCAAAUUAUGAUUCAGAACACGCUCCUAGCCCAAUAUUACACAAUCCUCCACAAUUACUGCGAGGAGAACGGGUUUCAAUCGCCCCCUCCCUCGAUGGAAGACGUCAUGUCCGUAUGGGGUCAAGAUUUCAAGCCGAUCCAACAGCAGGUAGAGAGGAUUACCUGCAUCGCUCGAGGAAAAGUGGUCCAUCAAUCCAUGAGUCUUGGAAGCGCCCCCACCCCGGGCAAGUCUAUAACGGGCUUGAACGUUCGCAAUGGAUUCUCCCGACGGGCGUCAUCGCAAGGCAAGGUUUCUGCACCAGCCUCCCCCAACAUGGAAGCUCGUGAUGCCAGUGAGACCCGUGACGCCCGUAUGCGAAUACCCUCUUCAGCUUCCAUUCCUGCAGUCGCACCGCCUGCACCUGAGCCAUCUCCGUCACCUGAACCAACGCCAACAUAUGCGAGUCCAGAUUACUCCACCCACCUCACACCCGUCUCCUCAUAUGCAAGCCACUCACCGGCGGGGCCCACUAUGGAUUACUUCCAACGGUCUUCCAACAUGGGUGCCUCUGCCGCGGCGAAGAAGAAGGCACCGCCGCCACCACCUAAACGCAUUGGAUCCCAAAAUUCUGGCCUGUAUGCCACAGCACUAUACUCUUUCGAGGGGCAGAAUCAAGGUGACCUAAGCUUCCGAGAAGGGGAUCAGAUCAAGGUGGUCAAGAAAACGGACAGCACUGACGACUGGUGGGAGGGUGAACUUCGGGGCGUAAAAGGCAGCUUCCCAGCCAAUUACUGUAAGAUUGUUUAG
Messenger RNA from Venustampulla echinocandica, 1425 nucleotides. RefSeq lists its product as uncharacterized. The transcript has 3 exons. The record is from RefSeq and is a predicted model, not a curated record. Gene Ontology annotation, molecular function: protein binding; lipid binding. Gene Ontology annotation, cellular component: mating projection tip; actin cortical patch; medial cortex. The coding region runs from base 1 to 1425 and encodes 474 amino acids. Gene Ontology annotation, biological process: plasma membrane tubulation; actin cortical patch localization; endocytosis. Lineage: Eukaryota; Fungi; Ascomycota; Leotiomycetes; Helotiales; Pleuroascaceae.